AUGUCCAGCUGCUGCACGACUGGCUUCCGAUGGGAGGGGACUCCCAGAGGCCAUGAAGCCACCCUCGCCGGCAAGAAAGCCUAUGUCACCGGCACCAACAAGGACGCCGCCGUCCUCAUCGUCCACGACAUCUUUGGCUGGACUUUCACCAAUGCUCGAGUGCUAGCCGACCACUAUGCCGAGGAAGCAGAUGUGACGGUGUAUUUGCCUGAUUUCUUCGACGGCGAGGUCGUCUCUCCCGACCGCCUCUUUGGGACCGGUGAACACGUAAAGAGCGAGCCAUUCGAUGUCAUGGCCUUCUUGGGCCGACACAGCAAGGACGUCAGACAGCCGGGGAUCUUUGCUUGUGCCACCGCCCUGAAGAAGGAAUUGGGCUAUAAGAAAGUCGGCGCAAUUGGCUUCUGCUAUGGUGGUUGGGCCGUCUUCCGACUGGGUGCCAAAGGCAACAACCUCGUCGACUGCGUGUCCACUGCACACCCGUCUCUGCUCGAGAAACCCGAGAUCGACGCCAUCAGUGUGCCGGUACAACUCAUCGCACCAGAGACAGAUCCGACUUACACCCCCGAACUCAAGGAGUACUCUCUGAAAGUCCUGCCGACGCUGAACAUCGAUUUCGAUUACCAAUACUUUCCCGGCCUCGUCCAUGGGUUCGCUACGAGAGGCGAUACCAGCGACCCGGCCCAGAAAAAGGGCCUCGAAAGGGCCAAGAACGCCGCCGUCUCGUGGUUCCGAGAAUAUCUGCACUGA
Molecule: messenger RNA, 747 nt
Organism: Fonsecaea nubica
Lineage: Eukaryota; Fungi; Ascomycota; Eurotiomycetes; Chaetothyriales; Herpotrichiellaceae
Exons: 3
Coding region: 1-747 (248 amino acids)
Molecular function (GO): hydrolase activity
Source: RefSeq, a predicted model, not a curated record